AUUACGCCUGUUCUGCAGGCUACAGUUAGCACGGUUAGGUCGGUCAGCACGGUUAGGUAUGCUUGCGGUUAGUUUCACUCCAUUUUGCUUGUGGUUAGCUUUCAUUUGUAUGUUAGGGUAACUCUAUAUUAAUUUAAAGUACAGUUCAUUAUGUGUAAUUAAAAUUUUGGUGGUUCUAGGUAGUAGUAGUUAGCAGCACAGUGGACCAUCACCCGUUGGGUUCCUGGUGUACCAAACCUUUUCCGUCGCUGAACUUGGACCAGUCUCUCUCGUUCUGUACAUGAUGUGGAGGCUCCCAGCGGCGGGAAAACGAAGUUGAUCUAAAGAUGGCGGGGUUGGCGGAAUGUAAGCUCAGCAGAGAAGGGGACGAACUUCCACGGUGCUCAACGCUUUUUCUGACGGAGGAUGGGUCGCAAAUGAACUUCUACAUGACGCCUUGUGCAAUGAAGACCCGAUUACGACCGCUGAUACACCAUGGAGGAGGUCAUCUGUCCAGCAAGGUCUUGACAGACUCCAUAAAGCUUGCAACCCCUGGUGCUGGCAACAACCUGUGUGGCUAUAUUUCUUCUGACUAUAUCUUUGAUAGCAUAAAACAUAAUAGACUGCAAGAUUUGGAAAAAUACAGUAUGAAGUCCUUGGAUGCAAGUGCACAUGUAACAAGUUCAAAAAGCGACAGAAGGAGGAAACAUGAAAGACGUAGAUACACUGUUCAAGAGGAUUUGGUUCUCAUUAAGUUUGUAAAAGAACAUGUUAACUGCUGUCCAAUGAAAGGAAACAUUUUAUAUAAGAAGGCUGAGAAGGCAAAGAUUACAAGUCACUCAUGGCAGUCCAUGAGGAAGCGCUAUCUCAAAUAUUUACAGAACAAGGAACACGCUGAUCUUUACAUUAGAACAGGGACUCUGAAAAGUUUUGUUGGAGAGAAGAAAAAAGUCAGGAGAGAAGAAACUGAUAAUCCGUCUACACAUAAUACGACAGUGGACAAAGGUACAUGUAUAUAUAUGUUAGGUCAGGGUCUGAAAUUGCGCUUUCCUGGUUGUCAAUNUUAUUUAUAUGAAAUGUCAAAAAGACAACUGUACUGGAGAGCAGAUAACAAGCACCUGGACUGGGCACACACUCAACAAGUGUAUUUUGUCUUCAUUAUCAUAGGCCAGGAAUGGAUACCUAGGGGUGAGACAUCAAGAGCAAAGCCUAAAAUUGGUGAUAAAGACAAACAUGUGGCAACAGAUGAUACAGAGGAUACAAAUGCAGAUUACUUACCAGAUGAAGCAAGGGCUGACAAUACAGAUGAUGAAAACAGUGCUGCUGAAGAUGUGGAUUAUGAUAAAAUAUUUGAUGACAAUCUUCUUAAACAAGCUUACGAGUAUAAGAAAAAAAGAGAUAGCAGUGAGGUGAAAAAUGAUGUAGCUGAGGAUCAAGAUGUAGAUGUAGAUAGCAGGGUCUCGUCAAGCCAGGAAAUGGUCAACAGGGCAAUAACGAGAAAUGGGAAGCGACCAGUGAAUGAGGAAGAAAAACUGAGUGACUUUGAUGGUGAGAUUGUUUUCAGAAAGGAUUUUAAAAGUCCAUCAGCAAAAAAGUCCAACUCAGAAGACGAGGAAGACAACAAGAAGCCCAUGGCCAAGAGAAGCAAAAGAGACUUGGAGUCUUUAUCAGAUGAUGAGAAUCCCUCUGAAAAGGAGAAAAAACUGCAAGAGGCAUUUUUCAAAUUUUACAAUGCAUUUCAAAGUAACCUCCAGAAGCUGGAUGGGCUUACAGUACCACAGAUCAUCCAUGCUUUGCUUGUUACCUCUGGAUAUUUAGACGAUGCAGAAGAUUAUUCCCAAAAUGGAAAAGGUAAAGAACAAUGGACAUCAAAGGAAGACAAGAUUUUGCUGAGUAAAAACAAGGAUGACAUUUCCAGGCUUACCAAGAAGAGGGGUUUAAAUGCUGUUAUUGACAGGAUGAACUUCAUGGAAGGCAUCAAUUAAAUGUCACCACCCACUGCAUUGCCAGUUGGGUUUCAUUGACAACAGACAGUUGUGUUUUACAUAAUCAACAGCACCCUGAAAGUUGUUAAGUUAAACUAAAUUUCAAAACUACGUCUCAAACUUUAGAGUGUGAUGAUUUUUUGAGGCGGAUGCUGUGCAUUUUUGUCCAAUCAAAUAGGUGUUUUUUGGCCUGGACUCAUAAUACAGGUUUCAUAGUUUCAGUUGGUUUUUAGUCACUAUAAACUAAGAACAAGAGGAUAUAGUGUUUCAGGAUACCUACUGUUCUUUCCUACUGAGCUAUAAAAUUGUCACAUAAGUGCACAUUUCAAAAGGCUUUACAAAUUUGGACUGAUCUGGCUGACUGUUCACUGAAAGUAACCAUGGCUAUAAGUUAAAAAGCCUGUCUCGUUUUUAAAAAUUGGAUACUCUUCAUACCAUGAAGUCCACAUAAUAAGUCCUAAAUCAACAUAAUUUGUAAGCUUGUGGAUUCUAUUUUGCUGGGAGGGGUGGUAUAAUCAGAGGGAUCAGGGGGUUAUUAUCAUAAUUUCAUGACAUUUUAAUUCCUCAGUAGCAAAUGUAAAGCUUGAAGGAAAUAAUCUACAUUUGCAGAGCCUAUGCAAAAAUGCAUCAAAGCAAGAUUGCCAACAAUCAUGACACUACAAACUACCACAAUUUCUAAAAGAAAGAUGAUGUAGCAUAGUAUAGGAGUUGCCUUUCCAUUCAAACAAGUAUCUUGAGGUAACCACAACGACACUUUUAAUAGUUUCAGGUGAAAGAUGAAAAUAUGUGUUCACAUUAUUUAAAUAAAACUUCAAACCUUUCAACAUUGAAAACUUGAAUAUUUAUUUCUGUUUAUUUUUAACUGAAAAAACUCUAUGGAUAUCUACAUUUUUACAAAAUUAGUGUAUUAGAAAAUACAAGUAAGAAUUUAUGUUAAUAUUGUAUAGAAAUUCUAAACAAAAAGGGAGAUUGUUGACAUCUCUUCCAUAUGUGAUGGAAAACUAUGACAAGUUUUUACAA
This is a messenger RNA of Orbicella faveolata, 2984 nucleotides long. RefSeq lists its product as uncharacterized. Gene Ontology annotation, molecular function: telomeric repeat DNA binding. Lineage: Eukaryota; Metazoa; Cnidaria; Anthozoa; Scleractinia; Merulinidae. Gene Ontology annotation, cellular component: shelterin complex. The record is from RefSeq and is a predicted model, not a curated record. Gene Ontology annotation, biological process: telomere maintenance via telomere lengthening; protection from non-homologous end joining at telomere.